Musa acuminata AAA Group (dessert banana) is the source of this 1533-nucleotide messenger RNA. Its product is annotated as salt tolerance receptor-like cytoplasmic kinase 1. Gene Ontology annotation, biological process: protein phosphorylation. The transcript has 2 exons. Gene Ontology annotation, molecular function: ATP binding; protein kinase activity. The record is from RefSeq and is a predicted model, not a curated record. The coding region runs from base 80 to 1216 and encodes 378 amino acids. Lineage: Eukaryota; Viridiplantae; Streptophyta; Magnoliopsida; Zingiberales; Musaceae.
AUAUAUAAAUAAUGCACCUCUCGCCCACUCCUCCUUCAUUACCUUCUCAUCUCCCUCUUCCCUUCCCCCUCUUUCUACUAUGCAUCUUUCCUUGGCCAUAAGUCUCGCCUCCGCCGCCGUCGUCUUCUCUAUUGCCCUCGUUUCCUUCGCCUACUUUAAGAUGUUCCGCAGGUACAGGAUACCCCUGUGCGGCUGGUGCCGCAGGUCCGACGACUUGGAGCUCGGCCCCGCCCAGGCCCGCGUUGCCGACGGCCCCGAAACCGUCCUCGGCAAGGAGAAGAGCUCCGCAGCCCGGCGGUUCGGAUGGGCCGAGAUCGAGUCGGUCACCGGGAAGUUCGCCCCCGACGCGGUGGUCGGCGAGGGCGGCUCCAGCACCGUCUAUCUCGCCCGCCUCCCGGACUCCUCCCUCGCUGCCCUCAAGCUCCACCGCCCCAGCGAGCGCCUGCACCGCGCCUUCCGCCAGGAGCUCGAUGUCCUCCUCCGCCUCCGACACCCCCACAUUGUCCGCCUCCUCGGCUACUGCGACGACCGCGAGGAAGAAGGCGUGUUGGUGUUCGAGUACGUGCCGAACGGGAGCCUCCAGGAGAGGCUGCACGGCAACGGCGAGGUGCUGCCGUGGGCGCGACGCAUGGCGGUCGCGUACCAGGUGGCGCAGGCGCUGGAGUACCUGCACGAGGGGUGCGACCCCCAGGUGGUGCACGGCGACGUCAAGGCCGCGAACGUGCUCCUCGACGGACGGAUGGAGGCGAAGCUGUGCGACUUCGGGUCGGCCCGGGCGGGCUUCUCUGCGGCGGUGGCUCCCCCGCGCUCCGCCCGCGCCAUGAUGGUGGGUUCCCUGGGCUACGUCGACCCGCACUACCUGCGCUCCGGGAUGGUCUCCAAGAAGAGCGACGUGUACAGCUUCGGGGUGCUGCUGCUGGAGCUGGUCACGGGGGCGGAGGCGUUCGACGCGGGCCGGGAGCUGCGGCUGACGGCGGCGAUGGGCCCGGUGCUGCGGGACCCGGAGGGGAGGGCCACGAAGGCGUUGGACCCCAGGCUGGGCGGGGACUACGACGCCGGGGAGGCGAAGGCGGCUGUGGACGUGGCGUCCUCGUGCGUCGGCGACAACCCCGGUCUCCGCCCAUCCAUGGCCGACGUGGUCAGGAUGUUGCGGGACAAGGCAUCCUCUUCCAUCGCAGCCGUUGCAUCAAAAUCUGACGGCAAAAGUGAUUUGUAGAUUAGGGGGUCACAUCUGUCAUAUAACCAUUAUGUAAAUUAGAUAGCCGUAGUGGGCGAGAGAGAGAGAGGGAGAGAGGAAAUAUAUAUGGGAUGUAUACUGCAAAUGUGAAAUAUCGUAGGGGGUUUUGGGUAAGUGGAGACAUGCAAUUAUCCAGAAAGGUCCAUUUGACAUUUAUCUCAGGAAGAAAAGCCACUCCAAUUAAAUAAUCAACCCAUAGGGGUCCAAAAGAUGGUACAUACAUUUCGUGCUGAUAUCAUCAUCAGGUCAUUAAUGAACCUGUCAAGAAAUUUAAAAGUGAAUAUUAUUAUUAUAUA